Messenger RNA from Lobosporangium transversale, 635 nucleotides. RefSeq lists its product as hypothetical. The transcript is spliced from 2 exons. Gene Ontology annotation, biological process: attachment of spindle microtubules to kinetochore. NCBI's taxonomy places the organism in Eukaryota, Fungi, Mortierellomycota, Mortierellomycetes, Mortierellales, Mortierellaceae. The coding region runs from base 22 to 615 and encodes 197 amino acids. Gene Ontology annotation, cellular component: mitotic spindle; DASH complex. The record is from RefSeq and is a predicted model, not a curated record.
AUCAAUGAGACACUUCAAGAGAUGAAUGCGGUCGACAUCGCACAACUAAUUGACAAAAUGCGCACCGUGGAACGCAAAAUGGGGCUCGUCUACACGCUAUUCAAGUCUUCUGUAUAUUCUGUAACAAUGCAAGAUCAAGGUCAAGAAGAACAGACAGAAAAAGAAGAGAGUUUCGUACAACAUGAGCGACGCCGCAGUAGUAUACCAGGGUCACAGAAUAAUCUAUCAAGUAGUGUAGAUCAAUCGUUCCAACUACAACAGCAGCAGACAUCACAAUUUAGGAGGUCUCUCUCUGGCACAAAUGAUUCCACCAACAUCAAUUACAAUAGUGCUCGGAGACAAUCACAGACAAGGAGCUCUAUCGGGUCAACACUAGCAUCUCGACCUGCAAUACUAAGAGUUUCAAAUGCUAAUGCAGCCAGAGAAGAGCUCCAGACAAUAUCGAAUACACAGCCAUCCGCUUCAUCAAUACCAUCAGGGUCAGGGCAUGGACUACGGAUGAGUAACUUCGGUCGUCGGUCUGUUUUGUCUGUUUCGCGCGGUUAUUCUUCCUCGAGAUGGAGCCAAGCUCCCAUACGUGGAUCAGAUUACACUACCAAUCGCCCACGUUUUUGAUAAUAAACACUAGAAAUAAG